Molecule: messenger RNA, 876 nt
Organism: Frankliniella occidentalis (western flower thrips)
Lineage: Eukaryota; Metazoa; Arthropoda; Insecta; Thysanoptera; Thripidae
Exons: 2
Coding region: 1-876 (291 amino acids)
Molecular function (GO): nucleic acid binding; 3'-5' exonuclease activity
Source: RefSeq, a predicted model, not a curated record
AUGGCCAGGAAGGCACCCAAGUCUAACCGUUACAUCACGUCAGAGUCAGCUGAUUUCCGUUUAAGUGCGGUUGUUGGAAAGCAAAAUUUGGUUCUAUUUGAUUUAGAAACAAGUGGUCUCAAGGGGGAAAUCUUGCAGAUUGGUGCUAAAUGUGGAAGUUGUACUUUCAGUUGUUACAUCAAGCCGAAGGGGCCUAUCCCUUCUGAUGUAACAGCCAUUACUAAACUCUCAACUUCUGGUGGGCAACUGCACAGAGGCACACAUCUUGUGCCGACUGUUUCUCUGCAAGUUGCUAUGCAGCAGUUCGUACAUUACCUGACUUUACUUCAGAAAAUGGUUUAUUUCUGUUCCCACAAUUUAGCAUUUGAUGGAUCAAAACUACACAAAGCACUAUGUGAGUGUAAUUUUGAGGAUAAAUUUCUAGCAGUAGUGAGGGGUAUGUCUUGCUCACUUAAGAUUAUUAGAAACAUGAGAGCAAAGACUGAAAAAAAUAGUAUAGAGGUGCUAACCACAUCAUUAGGUAUAGAAUAUGUUGAUGGGCAUGAUGCACUCAGUGAUACCCAGAUGCUUGCACUGAUAAUCAAAAAACUGGAUAUAUCUGAUGAUCUUAUUACUUCAUCAACAGAUGCCUACAAUUUAAUUCAAAAGUACAAACCAGAUGAAAUCUUGAGUCAUAAAUGCAAACAACUUUUGAGUGAUUGCAAACAAAAUGUAUCUCAAGAAAAUAUCCCAGUAGGUAAAGAAAUUGUUAAAAAGAUUAUAUCCUCUAAUAUUUCAGUAGCCUGUCUACAGAAGGCCUACAAUUUCAACACAAGAGUUGAAACAGUUACUUUGCCAGCUCGAGUUAUUGGCACUACUGUAGACAAAUUAUAUUGA